CCUGUUGUUCCUUUCGUCGUAAUAAAGAUACUGGGGACUCAAGAUUCCCUCCGCUCUCCGGCUCAGGAACCAGACCGGAGCUUCAACCGUCAUUUGAAUCUUGGGGCGACAAUUUCCAUUCCCUUUUUCCAUCGAACUCUAACCCAGAAACCGGAUGAAUGAUUUUUGAGAUUCUAGGGUUUUUGAUUCGGUGGAGAAGACGAUGACUGACGCCAACGGCAACAGUAGCAGCAGUAACAACCACCACCACCACCAAGAAGAUCUCGGCCUGUACUUCCUGGAUUUGUCUCGCCAGGGCUUAUCUCAAGGUCCCUGCGACAUGGACGAGGACGAGGAGGCGCCGACGGAGCUCAACACCAUUAACAGCUCUGGAGGCUUUCUUGUAGUGUCCCCUGAUAAGCUCUCUAUUAAAUACACCAGUGUUGACCUUCAUGGCCACGACGUUGGUGUGAUUCAAGCUAACAAGCCUGCUCCUAAGAAGCGCCUCGUCUACUAUUUUGAAAUCUAUGUGAAGGAUGCUGGAACUAAGGGUCACGUGGCAAUUGGGUUUACCAGUAAGGGCUUCAAGAUGCGAAGGCAACCCGGGUGGGAGCCUAAUAGUUAUGGAUAUCAUGGGGAUGAUGGAUUACUUUAUCGUGGACCAGGGAAGGGUGAAACCUUUGGCCCAACAUUUACGUCGGGUGAUAUAGUUGGUGGCGGAAUUAACUAUUCCACACAAGAAUUCUUUUUCACUAAAAAUGGGCAAGUUGUAGGGACAGUUUACAAGGACUUGAAGGGUCCUCUUUUUCCAACCCUUGCUGUCCAUAGCCAAAAUGAAGAGGUGCAUGUGAACUUUGGGCAGAAACCAUUUGCUUUUGAUUUGAAGGAAUUUGAAGCUCAAGAGAGGAUGAAGCAACAACUGAAAAUCGAGGAAAUAGCUCUGCUACCAAACGUUAGUUAUGGAAUUGUUCGUUCCUACCUUCUACACUAUGGCUAUGAAGAUACACUCAAUUCAUUUGAUGUGGCUGGUAGAAGUACUGUUCCCCCUGUAAACAUAGCGCGAGAAAAUGGAGUUGAUGGCCAAGAUAUAACAUAUGCUUUAAGUCACCGAAAGACUCUACGACAGCUAAUCAGAAAUGGCGAGAUUGAUGCUGCCUUUAGUAAGUUGCGUGAAUGGUAUCCACAGAUUGUUGAGGAUGAUGCAUCAGCUACAUGCUUUCUUCUUCAUUGUCAAAAAUUUAUUGAAUUAGUUCGGGUUGGAGCGCUGGAGGAGGCGGUCAAGUAUGGAAGAAUAGAAUUGGCAAGAUUUUUUGGGUUGCCUACUUUUGUGGAUUUAGUUCAGGAUUGUGUUGCAUUGCUGGCAUACGAACAACCACAGGAAUCCUCUGUAGGUUAUCUCCUUCGGGACUCGCAGCGGGAAGUUGUUGCUGAUACAGUAAAUGCAAUGAUCCUGUCCACAAAUCCCAAUGUGAAAGAUUCAAAGAAUUGCUUGCGCUCAUAUCUUGAAAAGUUGCUCAGACAGCUCACUGCUUGUUGCUUAGAGAGAAGGUCUUUGAACGGCGAUCAAGGAGAAGCUUUUCAACUGCAGAGAGUGCUUAGCAGUGGUAAAAAUUGCUAGUGCUGGCUAGUGUCACUGUUGCCCUUCUCACUCUUGACACAAUCCUGGCCUAUUAUCAUGAUCACAGUUCUAAAGAGGAUGCAAGGUCAUCAUCAAAUUCAAAUUUAUGCGAGUCUCUUGCAAUGUUUUCCUUCCUCAUCCCUAUCUAUAAUUGCAUAUACUCCAUUACUUCUGAAAGUGGGGUCCUUUGUGCAUUCAAGCUUGUAAUUGAUAGAAAUAAUAAAUUGAACGAGUAAUGAUUUCAUUGUAUGUAGGAAGCUCAAAAAUCUAUUUAGCAAAAUGGAAGUUUCGUCUAUGCGAGUGCCUGAGUUGCAACAA
Neltuma alba is the source of this 1915-nucleotide messenger RNA. Its product is annotated as ran-binding protein M homolog. The record is from RefSeq and is a predicted model, not a curated record. NCBI's taxonomy places the organism in Eukaryota, Viridiplantae, Streptophyta, Magnoliopsida, Fabales, Fabaceae. Bases 203 to 1597 code for a protein of 464 amino acids. Gene Ontology annotation, molecular function: protein binding. The transcript has 10 exons.